AUGAUAUACUUUUUUCAGGAGGCCCGAACAAACGAAGAAAUAAAGAAAUGGUUCAUCCAACUAGCCGUAAAAUGCAGCAAGGAUCCAUUUGCAGGCGGCGAGUUUCCACAAAUGAAAAACAAUCGUAAAAUACCUGAGUCCACAAAAGCUAAGUGCAUAGCGGCUUGCAUUUUCAAAACAAUUGAAUGGCUUGACGAUAAAGGUAUGUUCGACGCAGAGAAAGCAUACAAGCUGGCUGCAAAAGAUUAUGCUAACGAUCAAGUCAAGCUAGGCAAAGCAAAGGAGUUGUAUGAACUGUGCAGGAAAGUAAAUACACAGACGAUUGGCGAUGGUGAACUUGGUUGUGAGAGGUCAAAUCUCUUAGCUAUGUGCCUCAGCGAAAAUGGUCCCAAGGUAAAUAAUAAGUUUCAU
This is a messenger RNA of Brenthis ino (lesser marbled fritillary), 411 nucleotides long. Lineage: Eukaryota; Metazoa; Arthropoda; Insecta; Lepidoptera; Nymphalidae. The record is from the annotation of a GenBank genome assembly.